GAAACCGGAAGUCCGUUUUGCUGCCGUUGUUGACAACGAGCGCCCGUAGCGAUGCAGCGCGCUGCCAUUUGGUAGAUGAUCGUGUUUUAAACCGCGCACACUUACCUUGAUUGUAUGUACAUUUACCGUUUUGUUGUCCGGUUCUCAACUCGGAGCUGCUAACGUCGCGGACGUGUUUACAAGAAGCUCGUCGGUAACGGAGGAAGUCAGGCGGCCAUGGGAAGAGGGUUCAAACUCAGCCGACAUCAUUUCACCGAUUACUUUGCAUUUCAGCUUUUAUCACAGUUCGGUGCUUAAAACUGGUCAAGACAACACUCGUAGCAAGAUGACGAUGGAGCUGGACGUGUUCGUGGGCAACACCACCAUCAUGGACGAGGAGGUGUACCAGCUCUGGCUGGACGGAUACACAGUGAACGAUGCAGUGAGGGUACGGAUGGAUGGAGGGGUGAUGGAGGAGUGUGAGGCGAGUGCGGACGUUCUGCUGAGUGACACCAUGGACCAGUACAGGACUUUCCAGAUGUGUGAGCGUCUGCUGCACAGUCCGUCCAAACUAGGCAACCAGCUGCUGUUCCAGAUCCCACCUCAUCGACAAGCCAUGCUCAUAGAAAGAUAUUACACCUUCGAUGAUGGAUUUGUCCGCGAGGUCCUGGGAAAGAAACUCUCCAAAGGAACCAAAAAAGACUUGGACGAUAUUGGAGCCAAGACAGGAGUGACACUGAAGAGCUGCAGACGACAGUUUGACAACUUCAAACGUGUUUUUAAAGUUGUGGAGGAGCUGAAGGGCCCUCUGGUGGAGAACAUACAUCACCACUUUCUUCUCUCUGAUAAACUUGCAAGGGAUUACGCUGCCAUUGUUUUCUUUGCUAACAAUCGCUUCGAGACGGGGAAAAGAAAGCUGCAGUAUCUCACAUUCCAGGACUUUGCCUUCUGCGCCGGGCAGCUUAUCAGCAACUGGACCGUCGGGGCCGUCGAUAACAUGGUGGAAGACAUGGACGUGGAUCUGGAUAAAGAGUUUUUACAAGACCUGAAAGAACUGAAGGUUCUAAUCAAUGACAAAGAUUUGCUGGAUCAACACAAAAGCCUGGUCUGCACAGCUCUCAGAGGAAAGACCAACAAUUUGAACGAGAUGGAGACUAAUUUUAAGAAUCUAUCCAGAGGCCUUGUCAACAUUGCCGCAAAGCUAACCAACGCAAAGGACGUCAGGGACCUUUUCAUUGAUCUUGUGGAGAAGUUUAUUGAGCCGUGUCGCUCAGACCGAUGGACCUCUGCGGACGUUCGGCUCUACCUGACUCACUACAACAACUCCGUGCACCUUCUCGACACAUUCAAACAUCAGGUGGUGUGGAACAGAUACAUGGACGUCGUCAAAAGCUGUAUCUUCAAAAUGUACCACGACUGAAGCGGUGUCCUCGCUGCUGCUCCUUCUGGCUGCUCGCCCUCUCCGCGGCCGCCAUCUGCACCCUUUCGCUUUGUGCUUCAUCUGCUUGGUUUUGCCAGUGGUGAUAAUCUUUGUGUCUCCCUGUUUGCGUCCAUUCGGUGUCUGUACAUUUGGUUUGUAAAUAAAAAGGAAGGUAUUUACAUCAAAA
Gasterosteus aculeatus aculeatus (three-spined stickleback) is the source of this 1586-nucleotide messenger RNA. RefSeq names its product fibroblast growth factor (acidic) intracellular binding protein a (gene fibpa). Gene Ontology annotation, cellular component: nucleus. The record is from RefSeq and is a predicted model, not a curated record. Gene Ontology annotation, biological process: platelet aggregation. Lineage: Eukaryota; Metazoa; Chordata; Actinopteri; Perciformes; Gasterosteidae. Gene Ontology annotation, molecular function: fibroblast growth factor binding.